This is a messenger RNA of Felis catus (domestic cat), 4488 nucleotides long. RefSeq names its product transmembrane protein 245 (gene TMEM245). The record is from RefSeq and is a predicted model, not a curated record. Lineage: Eukaryota; Metazoa; Chordata; Mammalia; Carnivora; Felidae. The transcript has 18 exons. The coding region runs from base 47 to 2677 and encodes 876 amino acids.
GCUCGGCUUUCCAGUACCGCCUCUUGGCGGCGGCAGCAGAGGCACCAUGGCCGACGACGGCCGCCCUGCCGAGGCGCCCAGCCCACGGGGCUCCCCGGGUCGGGCGCCGCGGGUCCCGCGCGCGGUCGGGCCGGGAAGCGGGGCCAGCUGCCGGGAGACCCCUAGGACGCCGGCGCUGGCGCUGCGCUUCGACAAGCCCAUCAAGCAGGCCUUCUACAAUACGGGGGCCGUGCUGUUCGUGUGCCUGUGCUGCGGCGCCGCCGUGCUCGUCUACUUCAUCCUGGAGGCCUUCCUGCGGCCACUGCUGUGGGCCGUGCUGUGCGGCACCUUCCUGCACCCCUUCAAGAGCUCGCUGACGCGCCUGGGCCGCCACUGGCUGCAGCGCCUGCACCGCGCGCACACGCCCAUCGUGCUGGCCGCGCUGCUACUGCCACUCUGCUUCGCCGACUACGGCGUUGAGGCCCUGGGCGAGCAGGCGCUGCGCCGCCGCCGCCUGCUGCUGCUGCUGGGCGCCGGCGGCCCGCUCCUCUACGGCCUCUACUGCCUCGGCAGCUACCUGGGCGUGCAGGUGCUGCUGGCGCACGCCGGCGCGCUCAUCUGCCGCGGGCUGGACUACUUCAGCAGCCUGUGGAUCUGGACACUGGUAGUUGGCUAUGUGUUGGCUGUCUCAUUCAAGUGGAAUGCAAGCACUGAACGCUACUUGAGAGCAGUUUCAAUUCCUGUCUGGAUUAUAUUGCUUUUUCAUUUAGCAUCCCUGGCGGGCUCAUGGAGAAUUCCAGUAUUCCUGGUUAUUGUUUUCCUGAUGUCUGUGGGCACCCUCUAUGAAAAACAAAAUGGAAAAGAGUCUUCUGGAGCGGAGUUACCAGGGCAGGUUAUCUCCAUGGCAGCUUCUACUCUGGCAACCUUGGCCAUCUCCAUCACAGGGUAUGAAUCAAGUGCCGAUGACCAGCCCUCCGACCAGCCUGCAGAAACCAUGGACACAGGAGAACCGCCCGCACCACUGUCCUCAUCUCCUUCACCUUCUUCCCCCUCCCCUACUCUGGGUAGACAGAGGGCUGAAAUGGGAACAUUUCUCAGGAAGAAGAAAACCAGUGACAUCUACUUCGUGUCGCUUGUGUGGGCCAUCGUUGGUGUCCAGCUCUGGUUGAACCUGUGGAUUGUACAGUUGCUGCCGGUGCCUGUGGCAGUCUGGAUCCUCAAAAAGCUUGUCAUUCACUUUGGAGUCGUGGACUUCCUGGCGAAACGCUGCCGCGUGUGGUGGCAGGUGGCUGAGCACUUCCUCAAGGAGCGGCAGGAGGCUCUCGCACCAUGGCCGGUUAUUGGGCUUGGAAAAUUCUUGUUAAAAGUUGAUAGCAAGCUCUGGCACUGGCUAAAUAAGAAGAUGAUCAUCUGGUUGGAGAAGAUGUUAGACAAAAUAAUUAGCAUUUUCAUCAUAUUUUUAUUAGUGAUAGGAACCCUUCUUUUAGCCCUACUCCUGACUGCAAAGGUGCAUCAAGAGAGUGUUCACAUGAUUGAAGUCACAAGCAAUUUGAUUAAUGAGACUCUAGCAAAUCACCCUGAGUGGGCAAAUUGGCUUCCUGAAGCUCAGGUAGUCCAAAGAGCCCUCAAUUCUGCGGCUAACAACGUGUAUCAGUAUGGAAGAGAGUGGAUAACCCACAAGCUUCAUAAAAUUCUGGGAGAUAAGGUGAACAAUACUGCUGUAAUUGAAAAGCAAGUACUAGAACUUUGGGACAGAUUGUAUCAUUCUUGGUUUGUAAAGAAUGUAACGCAUUCUGGAAGGCACAAAGGACACAAGAUGCAUAUAAAUCGUCAGAAUAGCUGGCUGGGAGACAUCCUGGACUGGCAGGAUAUCGCUUCCUUUGUUCACGAGAACAUUGAGACAUUUCUUUCGAUCUUAGAGUCUCUGUGGAUUGUCAUGAGCCGGAACGUGAGCCUGCUUUUCACCACGGUCACCACCCUCCUGACCAUCCUCUUCUACAGCGGGACGGCCCUUCUCAAUUUUGUGCUAUCUCUGAUAAUUUUCCUGACCACACUAUUUUAUCUAUUAAGUUCCAGUGAUGAGUACUACAAGCCAGUGAAGUGGGUGAUAAGCCUGACACCACUAUCUCAGCCAGGUCCUUCUUCUAAUAUUAUUGGCCAGUCUGUGGAAGAAGCUAUCAGAGGGGUGUUUGAUGCUUCCCUCAAAAUGGCUGGCUUCUACGGAUUGUACACUUGGCUGACUCAUACUAUAUUUGGCAUCAAUAUUGUCUUCAUACCAUCAGCGUUAGCAGCAAUCCUCGGAGCGGUGCCAUUUCUGGGGACAUACUGGGCGGCAAUACCUGCCGUUCUAGACCUGUGGCUCACACAAGGCUUAGGGUGCAAAGCCAUCUUACUGCUGGUUUUUCAUCUCUUGCCAACAUACUUUGUAGACACUGCCAUCUACUCUGAUAUAUCAGGAGGUGGGCAUCCUUACUUGACAGGCUUGGCAGUGGCUGGUGGGGCGUACUACUUAGGCCUGGAAGGAGCAAUCAUUGGGCCCAUACUUCUCUGCAUACUCGUGGUCGCUUCCAAUAUCUACAGUGCCAUGCUAGUGAGUCCCACGAAUUCAGUGCCCACGCCAAACCAGACCCCAUGGCCUGCUCAGACUCAGCGGACUUUUCAUGAUAUUUCUGAGGAUCUGAAAUCUUCAGUAGACUGACAUGGUUUCCCCCGCAGUGAUUUCUGUAGGAGGCUCCGUCUUGAUAGUGAGUUCAGCUCAGCUGUGGCCUUCUGUCCUUUCAUCCGUGCCUAGCAAGCAGAGCCCGGAAAAGAAGCAGAACCCUCCUGGCCUUCCCUACAGAAUGCCUGGACAAGAGAGAGCUCGCUGUGGGGUGCUUUCCAUUUUAAAGCACGGCUUUAGAGCUCAGAAUUGUGGUUUGCUCACUUAAUUGUUGCUAGGAUGGCUUGAAGAGUUUCGAUUUAUACACUGGUACCAUGGCUUGAAGUUUCCCACUUUGGUUAUCUAUAUUAUUAUAAUAUGUAUUUAUAAAGUUAUUUCAAGAGCCCUAAACUACCUGCUGUUAAAAGUAGUUGCAGCGUAAUUUUCUCCUGCUUUAAGGAAUCUGUUCUUAAACUUUUCUAUGGUCGUCACUUUUUAAUGAAGAGGGUUUUCACUUUUGAAUUUGCAGUUUCUUGAGCAGGAAAAAGGAGUCGUCUUCCCUUCUUCCACCGUGCAUGGUCCCCUUUGUAAGAAAGAACAAAUCUUAAGUGUAAGACGGGGUGGCUUAUUUGAAUGUCAGUUAGUUGUGUGUUACAGCCAUAGGAGACACAGAAAGACUGUCUCCCCCCCCCCCCCCCCCGCCUUUCUCUUCCUUCCAUCCGCCAUUACACUAUGACCAACUUUCUAAAACUUGGUUGACCACUUUGAAGUAAAAUACUGAUUAAGCUGCUAUUAAUGGUAACAGUAUGACAGAAUUCAUGUUGUGGUUCAGUUUUUCUUUCCAGAUACUUUAAGUGAAAAAUCUCAGGAGUAGCAGUUCUCUGAGUUGUUGAAUGUAUCCCUGUUUGCCUAUUUGAAAUUCUGCCAAUUAGUUACUUAUUAGCAGUAGAAUGUUACAUUUAUGUAGUAUUUUUCCAUCACUUAGCACAGUGCCUUGCACAUAAGACUCUAGAUGAAGGCUUGUUGAAUUAUGACUUUUUUAAGUAUCUCAGAUAUCACAAUAACCAGCAUAGCGCUUUACAUCUUACAAGUCGUUUGCGCAUAUUUUUUCACAGCCACUCCCCAUCAGCUUUCAUGUAGCUUUAUAUUAUUUUAGAACUGUUUCAUACAGAUGGGGAAACUAAGGUUCAGAAAAAUUUAGUAAGAUUUUUACCUCAAAUCUUUCUGACUUAAUAGUCUGCGGACCGUGCUGUACUGUAACAUUUCUUCCAGUAUCUUCCACAGUUUUCCUAGUGUUUGUCCUACAGUUAAUGACAAGGCUGGGACUGGAACCUAGCUCUUAGCUCUGUGCCCUUUCCACUGCAUAAUGCAAUCAUUAGGCUCUUUAUCUGUCCCCAAGGGAAUAUGGAGGAGAAAGGGUUCCUAAGUAUCAAAGACCUCCCUUUGGAAAACGAAGGUAGAAGUCUUUUUUUUUUUUUUUUUUUCUAAAACAUUGUCUCCCUAAAGCAUAGUUAAUAAUAAUUAGCUUAAAUUUAUUCUGAUAUUACUUAAGAAAUUAGGUCCAUCUAGGAAAGAGGCUACUGUGAGGGCUUGACUUUUAUACAGUAGACUACAUGCAGGUCUCUUAUUUUUGCUGUCACAAUCUGAUGUUACACCGAGUGUUCCUUUGGCCACUAACUGACUUCUGCUUUUCUUCAGUCAUUUGUUCAGGAAAACUUGUCAAGAGUUUGCCAGCUCUGGUUCCCAUGCCAAGUACUGUACAGGGUGCCACAGGCAAUCAUAAGAAGCCCUUCUCUCACCUUGAAUCUUGGCCACAUCAUGUGCAUUACUAAAGUUAAAAUUUUUGCAUUAAAAGGCUUAAAGAAAUCGUA